UGCUGGGGUGGUCCUGGAAGCUGGGGGCUUUAAAUACUCGCCGUCCUGCCGAGGUCGAAGUCGCCAUCGCCGAUCGCUUCCUUAGCUUCUCCAUUUUCUCGGCCCCGGAGGAAAAUGGCGAAGAUACACCCCAACGCUACCCCGGCGUCGAAUGUGGCCGCGCAGUCGCCUGGGGCCGAGCCCCCCUGCGGCGGCGACGGGCGGACGGCGGUGGAGCUGACGGUGUGGCGGAAGUCGCUCCUCUUCAACGGGAACGGCUUCACGGUCUUCGACUCGGAGGGGAACUUGGUGUUCCGGGUCGAUAACUACGCCGUGGGGAGUAGGAAUGAGAUCCUUCUCAUGGACGCCGAUGGGAAGCCGCUCCACACGAUCCGGAGAAAGAGGCUCAGUUUAGGUGAUCAGUGGCUCAUUUACAAUGCUGAAGAGACCAUCAACCCUCAGUUUACUGUCAAGAAGAAUCACGCUCGGCUCCUGCACUCCAAGACUCUGGCACAUGCGACUCCUUGUGCUUCAGGCUCCAACUCUCGCCUUGGCUACAACAUCGAAGGCACUUACUCACGACGGAGCUGUGCUUUCUUUGACGAUGAGCGGCGGCAAUUGGCAGAGAUCAAGAGGAAGGAAAGUGCCCAGGGGGUUGCCCUUGGCCUUGAUGUCUUCUGGCUAAUCAUAGAGCCAGGGCUGGAUGCAUCCUUUGCCAUGGCAAUGGUGAUACUCCUUGAGCAGAUGUUUGGAUCCCAGCGGUCGCUUCUGGACGGCUGGAUGCUCUUUUAGUUAUUGUUGCAGAACUUGAAUUUGUAAGAUUGCUAGGCUUUAUUUUAGCAUCCAUCUCAUUUGGAGUUAGAAUUAAGAAAUACACAAGGAAAACAAAUAUCAGUUGUGAACCUAAUGAGAUGAGAUGAUAAGAAAGAACUCAAGAGUACAAACUGUGUUAGUUUGCAUUCUUCUUUUUGUUCUGUAGAAAGAGCAAGAUAUAUAUGUAUUAAGGCAACCUAAUGCAGUCUAUUCAGGCAUCUCUAAUUCUUAAACUCA
Molecule: messenger RNA, 1029 nt
Organism: Zingiber officinale
Lineage: Eukaryota; Viridiplantae; Streptophyta; Magnoliopsida; Zingiberales; Zingiberaceae
Product: protein LURP-one-related 8-like
Exons: 2
Coding region: 115-771 (218 amino acids)
Source: RefSeq, a predicted model, not a curated record